Molecule: messenger RNA, 1182 nt
Organism: Rhineura floridana
Lineage: Eukaryota; Metazoa; Chordata; Lepidosauria; Squamata; Rhineuridae
Product: rab11 family-interacting protein 2-like
Exons: 5
Coding region: 1-1182 (393 amino acids)
Biological process (GO): regulated exocytosis
Cellular component (GO): intracellular membrane-bounded organelle
Molecular function (GO): small GTPase binding
Source: RefSeq, a predicted model, not a curated record
AUGGAGCUGAUCGCAAACCAGGGGGUGACAAGGUCCUUGCCAGUGAUCGGGAUUUGUUUUUGCAGGGUGGAUGAGGAGGACACAGAAAAGGAGCAAGCAUGGCACCCUACCCACCUGCAGCUGACUGUCCUGCGUGCCUCCUCCCUACGCCCAAAGGGAGCCACUGGCACUAGCAGCCCCUAUGUUGUGAUUCAGCUACAAAAGCAAAAAUUCAGGACAUCCGUGGCACUACACAGUCUAAGUCCCGAAUGGCACGAAGAGUGUACAUUACAGCUGCCCAGUGUGCUGGAUGACUCAGAAGAGCAUGGCCUCAUCCUUACCGUCAUGCACCAGUCCUUGCAUCACUUCAACCAGUUCCUGGGCAGAGUCUGCUUGCCUCUUGCUCAACUCUUUCAGGACAAAACAAAGAGAAGAAAUGAGUGGUUUCUACUGCAAUCACGACCUGGCAAGAAGGAGAAAACAAGAGGACAGUUGCAGCUUGACAUUCAGUUCUUACAGAUCUCAUCACAAACCAGUGAGCCAGUGUUAAACUCUCGUGGGCCCUGGGCCUUCUUCAGCAGAUUCUGUGGGAGCAAGAAGGGCAGGCGAUACAAGGUGUACAAGGAAGCUCCAUCUCAGUCAUCCAGCUUGACAAACGAUGAAGAUUCAUCUUCCUCUAGUAUGACCACUGAGUUGGAGGCCUCAUCAAUGAAGUCUGGACCCAAAUGUGGCAGCUCCCUGCACAUGGCAGCAGCAAUAUCUGCUGGGAAAAAAGCUACAUCCAAAACUCAGCUGCAAAAGCUCAUCUCAUGGGACUACAAGGAACUUUUCCCUGAUGCUAUGAACCUGGCAGCCAAUACAGCUUAUACCAGUCAGUCUGAACAUCCAAGUACCUUGGAACAGUUCAGCAGCAUAUUUACCCAACAGCCCAAGAAAAAAUCUAAGCCUCUGAAAGAGGAGAGGAAUCCAGAGGCAGCAGGCAUUUCUAUGGAGGCUUGGCAAGCAUCUCUUCCACCUCUCCAUGUUGCAGGGCCCAGUGACAUCCCACCACGGGCACAGACCCUUCAUAUGUCUACCGUGAGCCUUCAGCAGACCACCAGUACUGCCACACCCAGCUCUGCGACCAGGCACUUCCACAGAUGCCGGAUGCAGCUGCAUAGGAGCUAUCAGUUCUUUCGUAGGUGUUUUGGCCUGGGUUCCUGA